CGCAUUCCUCAGGUAGCUGCGCGCGCGCGCGUGCGUGCGUGGGAGAAAGAGUUGAGGAGGUUGCACUCUGGCCUUGAGGCAGUAACAUUGCGCAAUCCCUCCUCCUCCUCCUCGAGUCACCGCGACCUCCCAGAGAAGGAGCGCAACGCAACGCGGUCCGACAUAUCAGCCCAGAUCAGCCCAGAUGCAGGUUCGAAGAGACUCCGGCGGCAUGGAGCUGGGGGAGGGAAGCCUGAACCCGGGCUUCCGGGACGCGGACGGCGGCGGCGGCGGCGGCUCAGUGGCGGAGGACCCCGGGGACGGGAGGCGCGACGCGGAGUACGCGCAGGUCAAGCCGUACGCCGGGAUGCCCAAGGAGGUGCUGCUGCUGCACUCCUCCAAGGCCCGGUACCGGGUGCCCCGGGAGAUCCUCUUCUGGCUGAUGGUGACGUGCACCCUGGCGCUGGUGGCGCUCACCGUCACGGUGAUCGCGCUGUCCCCGCGGUGCAUGAACUGGUGGCAGGUGUCCCCGGUGUACCAGGUGUACCUCCGGUCCUUUAAGGACUCCGACGGAGAUGGGGUCGGAGACCUCAAAGGAAUUCAGGAGCAGCUGAAUCACUUCCAGUACCUGAACAUCGAGUCAGUGUGGGUCAGCCCCUUCUACCGCUCUCCCAUGAGGGACUCCGGCUACGACGUGGAAGAUUUCCGGGCCGUCGACCCGCUCUUUGGAACCAUGCAGGACUUUGAAAAGCUUCUGGCUGAAAUGCACAACAAAGGUUUGAAGCUGAUCGUGGAUUUCAUUCCCAACCACACCAGCGACCGCCACCGCUGGUUCAACUUGAGCCGGACGGGAGAUCCUCGCUACAAGGAUUACUACGUCUGGGCCGACUGCAAUGGAUCCGAGCCCAGGCCCAAUAAUUGGGUGAGCGUGUUUGGGAAUUCGGCGUGGACCUACGACGGCGUUAGAGGACAAUGCUACCUGCACCAGUUCCUCAAAGAGCAACCGGACCUGAACUUGAGGAACCCACAUGUCCGCAAAGAGAUGACUGAUAUCAUUCAUUUCUGGCUGGAGAAGGGCGUGGACGGGUUCCGGAUGGGUGCAGUGAAUCGCCUGCUGGAGGCCGCACACUUGAGGGACGAACCGCAGGUGGACCCAAAGAAAGCACCGGAAUCUGUGACCUCGGUGUGGGACCUCCACCAUGACUACACCACCAGUCAGCUGGGCCUCCAUGACCUGCUGAGGGACUGGAGGGAUGAGAUGGAGGCCUACAGUCGGGAGCCAGGCAGAUACAGGUUCAUGGUGACCGAGUCUUAUGAUUACCACGAGGUGGACAAGACCAUGAUGUACUACGGCACCUCGCUGGUUAAAGAAAGUGACUUCCCCUUCAACUUCUACCUGCUGGACCUGCCUCGCAACACCAGUGGCUUGUGGGUCAAACACCUGGUGCAGCUGUGGAUGGCCAACAUGCCCAAGGGACAAUGGCCCAACUGGCUGGUUGGCAACCACGACCAGCCUCGAAUUGCCUCCAGUGCCGGACAGACCUACAUCCGCGCCAUCAACCUGCUGCUGCUGACCCUCCCCGGCACGCCCACCACCUACUAUGGUGAGGAGAUCGGCAUGGAGAACAACGACAACGACAACAACGGCACAGACGGGCCCACGUGGGACCCAGCUGGCAAAUACAACGCGAGUGCCAGUCAGGACCCUCAGCGCUCUCCCAUGCAGUGGAGCGGUGACGUGAACGCGGGCUUCAACAACAAAACCAACGCCACCUGGUUGCCUCUCCACCCGCAUUACAGGAGCAUCAAUGUGAAGGCCCAGAAGGAAGACCGGGGCUCGGUUCUGGCCCAGUACCGUCUCCUGAGCGCGCUGCGCCAGUCGGAGCUGCCCUUUCUCCGCGGCUGGUUCUGCUUCGUGCACGCCGACGCCAGCGUCUUCUCCUACCUCAGAGAGCUGGACGGGCACGACAGAGCGUUCCUCAUGGUGCUGAACUUUGGGGCACGGGCGGCCGUCACGGACCUCUCCUCCGUGCCGGAGUUGCCGGAGCGGCUGACGGUGCGGAUGAGCACGAACCGAACCAACGACGGCAAGGCGCUGCAGAAGUCUGGGAUCCCGACGGAGGCGGGAGAGAGCCUGGUGAUCCAGUACACCACCAACACUCGGUACAACCCCAGCCACCCAGAGCAGUGCUACGUCUCUGAGAAGGCCUGCUAUCUGAGCGCCAUCGAUUUACUGUAUAAAUGCUGA
Messenger RNA from Pungitius pungitius (ninespine stickleback), 2227 nucleotides. RefSeq names its product solute carrier family 3 member 1 (gene slc3a1). The coding region runs from base 185 to 2227 and encodes 680 amino acids. Lineage: Eukaryota; Metazoa; Chordata; Actinopteri; Perciformes; Gasterosteidae. The transcript has 9 exons. Gene Ontology annotation, biological process: amino acid transport; carbohydrate metabolic process. The record is from RefSeq and is a predicted model, not a curated record.